Molecule: messenger RNA, 2500 nt
Organism: Saccoglossus kowalevskii
Lineage: Eukaryota; Metazoa; Hemichordata; Enteropneusta; Harrimaniidae
Product: non-canonical pre-mRNAs endonuclease FASTKD5, mitochondrial-like
Biological process (GO): regulation of mitochondrial mRNA stability; mitochondrial RNA processing
Cellular component (GO): ribonucleoprotein granule; mitochondrial matrix
Molecular function (GO): RNA binding
Source: RefSeq, a predicted model, not a curated record
AUGUGGUGCAAUCAUCAACGUAAAAUUACCGGAUUUGUGUUAACAAAAAAGGAUGGAGAUAGUGCUGCAAAUAAAGAAAGGUCAGAGGAUGAUAGCAGUAAAUCAGAACGGAAAGUCCCUUAUCUUUUAGAUGAAGCCAUUCACAUUAAUCGACAACCCUCAAAAGACUAUGCUAAAAUAGCGAGAAGGGCUUUCUAUGCUGACUCCAAACAAUACAACAUACAUAAGUUAAAACAGUCUGUGCAGAGUGAUAAUAAGGAUAUCUCAAUCAAGGCGGAACGCUUCUUGAAUGACAUAGCAGACUGUCAGGAUAGUGUUGAUACAAAUGAACUUGUUGAAGGAUUCAUAGUUCUUAGUAAUUUAGACAAAUGGAAACAUCGAUUGCUUAAAAAGGAUUACAGGUUUCAUGUGGCCAGUCAGCAUGUCACAGCUGCCAAGUUUAGUUCCGAAGAAAUGGUAGAUUUACUAAAUGCUUGCAGCAUUAUUCAAGUAAGACCAAAUGAUCCCCUCAUGGUAGCUUUAGAGCGACAAUGCACCAACAGUAUUUCGAAUUGGGAUCUAAAUACGCAGCUUGUGAUUUCUGAUCUGUGGCGCGUGAUUGGACGCUCUGUUCAUAGUAUGAAUGACAAACUGUUUCAACAUGUAGAACUGCAUUGGAACACACUGACCAAACAUCAACUAGUGCAACUAGUAUAUCUCAUUGGCGAAAAUCGAUCCUGUUCUCAAACAUUGAUGGCAAAACUGGAGAAUCUACUAUUAAAGUAUGUGGAUGAUCUUACAAUUAAUGAAAUAGCUGCUGUGUGCCUUGGUUUCUUCAAGUCUCAAACACGGCUCACUAAUAGUACAGUGCUUCAUAGGUUUGGUGACCGUGUUUGUGAACAUUUACAUGAUAUCAACCCCAUCUGCCUUGUUAGUAUUCUCAAGGAAUAUCGAUAUAUUCACUUUAUUCAUCGAAGGAUGUUUGAUGCAAUUGGCCAAUACAUUGCACCAAGAUUACAUACCAUGCCCGUACUGUCUAUGGUGCAUAUCUGUCACACGUUUGCUUCACUGCAUCUUUUCAAUAAACCUUUUUUAGACGCUGUCGCAAAGUGUGCGAUCGCGACAGUCCCAAAGUGUCGGAAUAAAGACAUUGCUAAAUAUUUAUAUGCUUUCGGUUCUUUGAAUUAUGAACCACCAAACGCAGAUGAAUUCUUUACAGCUAUGAUUCAGCAAAUGCACCGAUUGAAGCCUGAAUAUGAUAGGUCGCCCGAGCAGUUGGUUGUCAGUCUGUUAUCGUUGGCGUAUUUGAACCAAUAUCAUUACAGCCUAUUGAAUAUGGUAUUCAGUCCUACAUUCAGAAGCAUGAUUUCAGAGAGAGGAAGAUUGGAUUCUAAUAGAAAUCUAUUUGUGUUACAUUCGUCAGUGAAAAUUGAACGUCCUAAUUAUAAUGCUCAUAAAUUAGCAGAGGAGUUCAUCCAGCAGUUACCAGCAGAAAUAUAUGGCAGUGUUGAGCAUGAAAUAUCGUCCAGAGCAGGUGUUGCUGAAGUUCUGGCUGUCUUAAAAGAAGUUGUUGGAGAGAAAUAUUUCAAAUGUUGUUUUAUUUUACCUCAUAUUCGAUCAAUGGAUAUAGAAAUUCAUGUUGAUCCUGAUGGUAAUUACAUUCCUCUUAACAAGAAUCCGGAAUCCAAGAUCAAUAAAACUGCGCAGUUAGACAAUGCAUUGUUGCAUCAGUUGAUUAGCCCUACAGGCAAGAAAACUAAACUGUCUAUACCUGGUGUUGCUGUGCAGCUGAACAGUGAAUUAACGCAACAGAUGGUUGGUACAAAGAACGAUAAAACAGUAAAACAAUCUAAAAGGCUAGCUGUCGUCAUUACCAGUCCUAAACACUACCAACAUGAGAGCAAAUCACUCUUAGGAAUUCAUGUCAUGAAGCGAAGACAACUCAACCUUCUAGGAUACACAGUAAUUGAGAUUGCAUACUAUGAAUGGAAUGAGGUGACGAAGAAAGGAGUUGAAGAGUGUAAAGUUUGGUUAAAACAACAAAUCGACUCGGCAAUAGCUAGAUAAUUAUAUAGAUGAUAUUAUCUUGACGAGCUUGCAUGUGAUGUCUUCUGAACUCUUGCGCCACAUUAGAAUACAGUUUGAAAUAACUGCAUACUAGCAACCAGAUUACACAAAUAAACCUGUUGCUGGAAAAAAUAGCUAAUUAAAAUUGGCUGAAAAGACCCACAAGUCUACACAUCCUGAUACAUUGAGCCAACCUUUUGAGCUCAAUUUUGUCAUUAUCACACAAUUGGUACUGGUAUUUUUUUUUAUGACUGCAGGACAUCGGAAAUUGGCAGUGAUUGAUUUGAUAGACAUAACAAGAAGUGUGGCCAUCGAUGACCUCUUGUUGGUAUUGUCAAAGCAUUAUGUAUCCGAGUAUUUUAAGUACACCUUCAACGCUGUCUUGCAAUGCUAUCAUAAAAAAAAUCAUGUAGAAUAUUGUGAAAUAUUUAUCUAUAUACUCACAUAAAUAUGA